Molecule: messenger RNA, 1707 nt
Organism: Colletotrichum scovillei
Lineage: Eukaryota; Fungi; Ascomycota; Sordariomycetes; Glomerellales; Glomerellaceae
Product: prenylated Rab acceptor 1
Exons: 2
Coding region: 1-1707 (568 amino acids)
Cellular component (GO): Golgi apparatus
Source: RefSeq, a predicted model, not a curated record
AUGGCUCGCAUCCAGAUCCCCAUCGACGCCCUGACGAACCGUCUCGGCCUGCAGGAGCGCUUCAACAGCAUGCGUUCCGGCGGCUUGAGCGGCCGCUUCGCCAACCUGCGUCCUGUCGGCGAGUUCUUCGACAUGAAGCGCCUCUCCAAGCCCGCCAACUUUGGCGAGGUCCAGUCGCGAUGGAACUACAACCUCUCCUACUUCUCCAGCAACUACAGCGUCGUCUUCUUGAUGCUCAGCGUCUACGCUUUGCUGACCAACUGGCUGUUGCUUUUCGACAUCAUCUUUGUUAUUGCGGGCAUGUUCCUCAUUGGCAAGCUCGACGGUCGUGAUCUCGAGAUCGGCUCUUUCAAGGCCACCACAUCCCAACUGUGGACCGGUCUUCUCGUCAUCUCUGUGCCCUUGGGCCUGUACGCCUCGCCUUUCGCGACGCUGCUCUGGCUCGUUGGUGCUUCUGGCGUGGUCAUCCUCGGCCACGCUGCUUUUAUGGACAAGCCUAUCGAUGAGGCUUUUUCCGGGGAGGCGACGGAAAUGGACAAUUCAGAUACACAAGGCGUUGGUUUGGUUUCACGAGGAAAGCGGUUCGCAAGCGACCCGCUCCGCUUUACGGGUACAGACGUGGGUGAACGGACGACGGCAUUGCGUAGAGGAUACGAUUACCAGCAUUCGGACGAUGACGAGGACGACAGCGAAGACGACAGCGAGGACUCGGAAGAGUCCUCUUCGGAAGACGAAGAAGAGGAAGAAGAGAUUGAUUGGGAUCAGCUUUCUCCGAGAGAGCGAGACGAAGCGCUCGCGCAGAGAGCUCUGGCCCGCAUCCGACGUGCACAAGAACGGGGCAAGCUCGAGGUCAACCUUAGCAAAGAAGAGAUGGCCGCCCUAGAACGACGGAGGAAGCGCAUUGAAAAGGAAGCACGCAAGCAGGAGCGUAAGCAGCGGCGCGAAAAGGAGCAGCGGUUUGCCAUUCCGCUAUCGCAAUUCCAGCCAACCUCCUCUCGCAGAAGGUCGCCCACGUUGGCUCUGGAGGACGAUUUGCCCCGCCAUCCGUCGCCUGGAACAUUCGCCAAUGUCCAAGACGGUGGUGCGAUGCCGCCCAUGGGGUAUUUCCCGCCGCCCAACGCUUCGCGCACCCGCCCUAGAUCGGCAACUUCCGCUUCGCAGCGACCGACGUCUCGAAUCAUGGGCGAGAGGGGCUCGUCGCCCUUCAACUAUGCCUAUGUCCAGGGGCCUCCAGGCCAGCGUUUGCCUUCGGAUAACAUGUCGCCUGCUUCUUCGACCUCGUCUCUGCCCAAAUCUCGAAAUGGCGUUGACCCAUUCCAGUUCCAGACGGAAGGUCCCGCCAGUGCCGCUCGACGCAACGUAUCGGGCUCCACCGACGGGCGCCGAACAUCCGUUGCGCCUCCGACGGGUCGAGGCGGCCGGGCUCCGCGCGGGCCGCCACCCGAGGAGAGUAGCAGCGAAGAAAGCAGUGAGGCGAGCAGCGAGGAAAGCACCAGCGACGGCAUCGGAAACGGUGCUCAGAUCGUCGAGCCGCCGCAGCGUCCGCCGUCAUCCGGCCCGACUACGCGGAGAGGUCGUAAGGAAGCCGUUGCCGUGGAGGAGGCUGCCGCCCGUGAACCGGCACGUGAGGUUUCGCGGGGUAAGAAGUCUGCCAACCCGUCGCCGUCCAAGAGGAAGCCUACCGGUGGUCGGCGCAAGAAGAAGUAG